This is a messenger RNA of Oncorhynchus kisutch (coho salmon), 8073 nucleotides long. RefSeq lists its product as uncharacterized. The record is from RefSeq and is a predicted model, not a curated record. NCBI's taxonomy places the organism in Eukaryota, Metazoa, Chordata, Actinopteri, Salmoniformes, Salmonidae. The transcript is spliced from 23 exons. The coding region runs from base 2555 to 8008 and encodes 1817 amino acids.
AGAACACAUGUUGAUUCUUAUCAAGUUGGUGGGCAGGCAAUCUUUUCUACUCCAUAUAUUGCAUUUAUAUCUGUAAUGAUUAACCCUAAUGGUCUCAGAUCAGCAGUAGAAAGAAGUAGGCCUAAUUAUUUUAGGUGUAAUCUUCAAAGAUAUUAGGGGGAAAUAAACACUGUACCCAAAUCCACGUUUUACAAUGCUCCUGGGAAAUGGGUAGGCCUCCACCUAUAGUCCUUCACAGUUUUACAGCUGUGAUAUAUUUAUUUAUUUACAUAGAUCACAUACAUAAAUAAAUAUGAUAGCUGUAGGUAGCGUUGAGAUAAAAUUCCCAUAUUCUAUUGCUACUAACAUAAAUCCUAAUAUAUCAUGUUUUCCUCAUUUGCUCUGUAGGAGGUUCGUCAUAUGAAGGACAUUCAAGUGGAUGUGACCCCUAACCUGCAAUAGGGGCUCAGUGAGGUGACAGACAUCCUGUAAUGGAUCUCCAGCUAGUGUCUGAGGACCUGGAGAAGACUGUGUCUACAGCUGUGGGGCAGGACAAGCAUGGGACAGACAUCCUGAACGAAUCUGAUGUCAGAGCUCCCAUCAGCCCUCUACACCUCGCUUCACCACCAUGCUAUGGAGGUCCUGGUUCAGUCUCUGCUGGAUCUAGACGUGAGGGACAGCCAGGGGCGCACCCCUCUGGACCUGGCUGCCUUAAAAAGCCUUGUGGAGUGUGUUGACGUCCUCAUCAACCAGGAAGCCUCCAUCCUGGUUAAAGACUUCACUCUGAAGAGGACCCCCAUCCACGCUGCAGCAACCAACGGACAUUCGGAGUGUUUGCGUUUGCUGAUUGGAAAUGCUGACAUCCAGAGUACAGUGGACAUUCAAGACGGAAUAGUCACUUGGGUUUUGGAUACAAUUCCUGAAAUAAAGAGAUUUUGAAACUGGGGCUGCAUCCAAAAUGGCAACCUGUACCCUACUUGGUACAGUACUUUAAACCAAAGUCCUAUGGGCUCAGGUCAAGAGUAGUGUACCAUAUAGGGAAUAGGUUGCCAUUUGGGACUCAGCCUGGUUACUACCAGUUUGUAAUAUGACCUGUUGUCUUGUGUAUCAGAACCCCUCUGAUGCUGUCGGUGCUGAGCGGACACAGACUGUGUGUACUCCCUGUUCAACAAGGGAGCAAGCGUAGAAGCCAAAGACAAAUGGCACAGAACAGCUCUACACAGAAGGGUUGUGAGGAGAGUUGGCUGCGGUGACUUUUCACGAGGAGUGCAGCACAGUGCCAGCUUCCUGGUUCGGGAAGGUAAGGGGCGGAGCCAUGUCCACCUGGUGGCGGCGUCCGGACACAUCGGGAUACUGGGGUGGCUCCUACACACCGCCCAGUCAGUGUGGACCCUCCCCGUCAUCACAGACAACCAGGGCUACACGCCACUACACUUGGCCUGCUACAACGGAGGUUCGUCAUAUGAAGGACAUUCAAGUGGAUGUGACCCCUAACCUGCAAUAGGGGCUCAGUGAGGUGACAGACAUCCUGUAAUGGAUCUCCAGCUAGUGUCUGAGGACCUGGAGAAGGCUGUGUCUACAGCUGUGGGGCAGGACAAGCAUGGGACAGACAUCCUGAACGAAUCUGAUGUCAGAGCUCCCAUCAGCCCUCUACACCUCGCUUCACCACCAUGCUAUGGAGGUCCUGGUUCAGUCUCUGCUGGAUCUAGACGUGAGGGACAGCCAGGGGCGCACCCCUCUGGACCUGGCUGCCUUAAAAAGCCUUGUGGAGUGUGUUGACGUCCUCAUCAACCAGGAAGCCUCCAUCCUGGUUAAAGACUUCACUCUGAAGAGGACCCCCAUCCACGCUGCAGCAACCAACGGACAUUCGGAGUGUUUGCGUUUGCUGAUUGGAAAUGCUGACAUCCAGAGUACAGUGGACAUUCAAGACGGAAUAGUCACUUGGGUUUUGGAUACAAUUCCUGAAAUAAAGAGAUUUUGAAACUGGGGCUGCAUCCAAAAUGGCAACCUGUACCCUACUUGGUACAGUACUUUAAACCAAAGUCCUAUGGGCUCAGGUCAAGAGUAGUGUACCAUAUAGGGAAUAGGUUGCCAUUUGGGACUCAGCCUGGUUACUACCAGUUUGUAAUAUGACCUGUUGUCUUGUGUAUCAGAACCCCUCUGAUGCUGUCGGUGCUGAGCGGACACAGACUGUGUGUACUCCCUGUUCAACAAGGGAGCAAGCGUAGAAGCCAAAGACAAAUGGCACAGAACAGCUCUACACAGAAGGGUUGUGAGGAGAGUUGGCUGCGGUGACUUUUCACGAGGAGUGCAGCACAGUGCCAGCUUCCUGGUUCGGGAAGGUAAGGGGCGGAGCCAUGUCCACCUGGUGGCGGCGUCCGGACACAUCGGGAUACUGGGGUGGCUCCUACACACCGCCCAGUCAGUGUGGACCCUCCCCGUCAUCACAGACAACCAGGGCUACACGCCACUACACUUGGCCUGCUACAACGGAGGUUCGUCAUAUGAAGGACAUUCAAGUGGAUGUGACCCCUAACCUGCAAUAGGGGCUCAGUGAGGUGACAGACAUCCUGUAAUGGAUCUCCAGCUAGUGUCUGAGGACCUGGAGAAGGCUGUGUCUACAGCUGUGGGGCAGGACAAGCAUGGGACAGACAUCCUGAACGAAUCUGAUGUCAGAGCUCCCAUCAGCCCUCUACACCUCGCUGCGGUGACUUUUCACGAGGAGUGCAGCACAGUGCCAGCUUCCUGGUUCGGGAAGGUAAGGGGCGGAGCCAUGUCCACCUGGUGGCGGCGUCCGGACACAUCGGGAUACUGGGGUGGCUCCUACACACCGCCCAGUCAGUGUGGACCCUCCCCGUCAUCACAGACAACCAGGGCUACACGCCACUACACUUGGCCUGCUACAACGGAGUCAGAGGUCAGUGGGAAUGACCUCACCCUCAUAGACCUGGGUGACCCCAUCAUUGACGGUGAUGUUAUGAAGGAAGACAGAGAGGUUGAGAGACAGACCAAGUUGGAAGAGGCUGUUCUAGAGACAGAUAUCCCAACUCUGUCACUAGAGGCUGAUGGAGAGAUUGAGAUGCAGGAGGCUGAUCUGAAGACAGAUGGCACAUCUCAGUCACAGGAGGUUGAAGGAGAGAGUGAGUUGGACGAGGCCAUUGUCAUCCCAUCUCAGUCACAGGAGGAGGCCAAAGGAGAGAGUGAGUUGAAUCAGGUUGAUCUGAAGACAUCCACAUCAACUCUGACACUGGAGGUCGAAGGAGAGAGUGAGUUGAAUCAGGUUGAUCUGAAGACAUCCACAUUAACUCUGACACUGGAGGUCGAAGGAGAGAGUGAUUUGAAUCAGGUUGAUCUGAAGACAUCCACAUCAACUCUGACACUGGAGGUCGAAGGAGAGAGUGUGAUGCAGGAGAGUGAUGAUGUAGAAACAGCCGGGCCAUCUCAAUCCCAGGAGACUGAACGAGUGGCAAAGGCUGCAGUGGUGACCUUCACUACCAUGACCCGCAAGGCUGCAGCCUCCCAGACCAGCCUCAGCAGGGGAAAGAGAAGCUACCCAGACCUACACACCUUUGUGCAGGACAUGAAGGAUGGCCAUUGGAAUCUGCUGAGUGAGAAUAUGCGUUCCGGGAUGAGCAGAGAUGAGUUUAGUGCUAGGUGCAUGGAUAUUACAAAUUGGGUAAUGGAGUCUACAUCCACUGUGGUCGUUCCCGCCCUUGACCUCACCAUGCAGAUCAGGCUCUCUGAUUCGUCAAGCUCUUCUGGAUCAGGAAGCAAUGUGGCUAGAGAAGUGACCUCUCUUGGCCGCAGCGUCAGAUUCAGCUUUCGUGGUGGACCCAGUAGACGCACCAGUUCAAGAACUACUUGCAGCACACAAACUCCCACGCCUUUCCCCUACUCUCACAGUUCCAUGACCUCUUUGCUGAGUGUUGACGAAGAGCGAUAUGUCUCCUCACCUGAGGGUGGUGAUAGAGAGAUGAGACACAGACCCCACUCGGCACCACUGAGUUCUGUGUUUGGAAUCUCUGAGGAUUCUGUCUUCAACAUGGUCCAGAGAGGCCAGUCGCAGAGUGAGAUCGUACUGUCGUCCAGUUGGAGUAGACGGGAGAAAUACAGACCUGUCAAAAUACCAACGGACACCAGGUUUAUGAUGGGUAUUGUAGAGUUGGUAAUGAACCUUCUCAAUUCCAGAUUGGCUGAGCUAAUGCGAAGUUUCAGUCAGGGAACUCUAGGUCCGCUGUCUGGUAGUAUCUCAGCAAGUCAGCAGUUUGCCCAAGAAAUGCUAAGCAUGGUGUCUGCUAAGAUGUAUUCCCAUGCCAUAGAGCAUAUUGCGCACGGCCACAAGUCUCCCCUUGAGUUAGAGAGGGAGCUUGAGGCCAUAUUGGGUCCUCUGGCUGGACAGGUUAUAGUCAUCAUCAUAGAUAGCAUCUUUAAGGCUAAAGCCAACGGAAGAAACGAGGGACGAGCGACCAGCCCCUUGACCUAUUUUCUCACUGCCAUCUCAGCAGAAAUACAAAGCCUAGUUGUUCAGAGAUCGGCUAGCAGACCGUCCACCAGACUGUCCAACAACGACCCACUGCUGAACGUUUCCAAGUCAAAGGUCUUAAGAUCAGUUCUGCUCAAAAUGGCAGAACUCUUUGGCCAAGGUCCAAGUGAAACCUGUCUAGUUCCACUAGUCCAGAGUCAGUCCAACAACUCUGUUUGCGACUGGACUCUGAAUGCAGGCACCGUUCAUCCAAGUCAAUUUCUGUCCCACAACAGAAUGACAGAAGUGUCAUCCGAUGUUGUGGAUCUUGUACUUGAGGUUUUUGGGAUAACAGGAUUUUUGGAUAGCAGGAGCCCGUCAAGGCCACAGAGUGCCUGCUCCUACAACUCAGCUAAUGGAGCAAUAGAUAUGAGAGCUCUUGCUGGGGACUUGGUCAGACAGGUGUCUGUCAAACUCAGACCCUUUGUCUCUGAGAGUCAACUCUCCACCAUGUCCAUGACAGAUCUGUCAUCAUCUAUUUCUGACUCCACCUUGAAGCAGUUGUGUUGUAGCUCUGCUGUUGCUGCAGCAACUGUCUGUCAAGCAAUCAAAAUGGAGCUCGAGAACCAGAGACCUACAAACCUGUCAGCCAGAGACCUACUAUCGUCUCUGGUAGAGAGCAUUGAGGACAUGGAUAUUUCUGACAUCCUCCAGGGCCCGUCGGCCAUUUUGGAGGAGGCUGCUAUGAUUAAGCACCCAGAGAUGUCCACCUCGACAAUAUACAGGUCUCUGCUUCUCGACUCAUCUCUCGCCUCCUCUAACAUGGUCACUGAGAGCAUUAUCUUCAACAGCCCACGCCCAUCAGAGGAGAAUGUGAAUAUUCAGAAUGUGCUCCCUGUUGAUAAAGUUGACAUCCUCCAUGGUCAACCAGUGGAGGGGUAUAUCGUCAAAGCUGAGCAAUGCAUCACUCAGGUCAUUCAGGAUGCAGCUGUGACAUAUACUGGCAUGCUGGAUAAAACCGACACUUGUGGGAAACUGUCGGAAGUUCUGUCUAUCUGCGUUUCCGCGGAGAAUAUUGAGGAUGCAUCCUCUGAUCUAUUUGGUGGAAUUAUUUCCGACCUGCAUGAGGUAUCUGAGGUCAAUAAGACCUCCAUGCGUACGAAAUCAGGUCGCAAAAUGUUCUGGAUGGAAGUGAGUUCAGGUUCCCAGAAGAUUUAUACCAAAACCCUGGACAAACUGAGGAAGCUUUUCACCUCUCACCUUCUCACUGAGGGAAAAAAUACUCCUGUGCAAAUUGAGUUCUAUGACACUGGACUACUUGUAACUGAGACCACUGUGGAGGUAUCUCCUGUACAGAAGACAGACAGUAAUACCUCUUCAAUGUCCUCAGCCCACCAGCUCACCCUCGACACCUGCACUAAAGGGGUCAUCAAACAGGUGAUCUCGGUGCUGAGGGUGGAGACUUCAAAGGAAGUCAAAUGCGAGAGCAUGUCAAAUGCAUCCUUCGACUUCAACCAGAAGUUGGACUCUAUAAUUUCGAAAUUGGAGAGCCUCACCAUUUCGAGUGAGUCAUCCAAGAUUGCCACGCUCACGCGAUCUCGUAGUGUAGCCAGCAGAACCUCUAACAUUUCCAUCCAGAGCUUUCACAGUGCUGAGUUCCGAGCUACGGCCAAACAGAUUGUGCGUGAGGCCAUUCUCAGAGCUGCUAGCGAAGCCAACUGUUCUUUGCCACAGAGCAUGCCUAGCAGCACCUUCUCACACCAUGUGGUUUCUACAACUGAAGACAUAGUGAAUAUGAUCAUGCAAGACCUUGAAAGUCUAUCCCAGUACACAGUGGAGGACGCAGACUCCUUCCCACUAGGAGAGAAAAAGCUGCAGUCCCAGCUCAAUCCCAGAGUUGUCUUUGACACCUUAUUGGAUGCUGCUCAAACCAUGUACCACAGAGUAAAGGACAGACUGAACGUCUUUUUGUCUUUUCCACCCGUGUCAGUCACCACAGCCAAAGAUGUGCUGGACUCCACCCCUGUGGAGACACUCAGAUGCUCAAAGUCCCCUGACACUGCUCUUGUUAAGGACAGGAGCCGCCCUCCGUCUGUGAGAAGUGAGAAGCCAUUUUCAAAAGUCAGUUUGACUAAAAGGUCUAAAGCCCUUGUGUCUUCGAGUGGCUCCUCCACAGACCACCAUGUAAUUGACACAUGCAGUGAGGAUGUCACUCUGAGUAUGUCAGUUGUGAGCGACACCAGUUUGAAGAGAGCCUCUCCUCUCCAUGGUAGUGGAUUGAGUGCAAGUUGUGAACCUCUUGUGGCUCUACAAGACGGAACAGUGGCAGUCAGCCAAGAAGGCUUUAGCAAAACUGCAAAGAAGACGCUCAGCUUGAUCCUAAAUGUGAUCAAGUGCAGAUUGGCCAACUCUGAGAGUUCAUCUGUUGGGCAGAAUGCAAGUGAGGAGUGUCUGAUAGCCACUAACAUGUUAGACUCUCUACUGGAGAGCCUUGACCUGUUGCCUGACAUGAGUGCUGCCAAUGAGAUCACAAGGACAGAAUGCCAUACCUCUAACGCAAUGGACAAGACAGGUUCACAGUCAGCGCUUGUGAGUCAACAAGAAAUAAACAUAUCUGACACCAGUAUCAUAGUGAAAACUAUAAUGGACACAUUGAAGACAGACGACCCAGAGAUGACUACAGCAGAAGAAAAUCUGGAUAGGCUCCUGUCAAUUGAAGCCCUUCAAGAUGCGUCUGGCAACCUGAUCGCAAAGGUCCAUGGUCUCAUUCAGGAGAUAACCAUAAGCCGCCAGCUUCAAUCCACGACUGGCCACAGAAGCCUCUCUCAACCAGCGCUGCCAAAGCCAGCACUGAGGAAGCUGUCAAAGGACGAUGCGUCAGAGCUCAUUUACAGCUUUGCCCAGACUUCUGUUAGCAGACUCCUGGGACAGUGUUUGGGUAGGCCUAUGCCACCCACCGCUGACAGGGUUUUGGAUCAGGUCAUCAAGUUGAUGACAGACAUGGUGAUGGACAGCCUGACUGAUCUGUCCAAGUCUGCAAUGGAGGAUGUUAUUGUACCCAGGUCGGUCACACCAGCUUGCUCUUCUUACUUAGACACCAGCCAUGCCGCAAGUGACAUCACUCAUGGUGUUGUGGCUGACCUUAAUGCUACUGAGGAAUUCCCUGCCAGGGGCCUUAGCCCAGCUGAUGUAAAGGCUGACGGCAUGGCCCACCUUCCCUCUGCCAGGGGGGAAGAGACUAAGGAGAACAGGAAGUGGCAUUUCCUACCCAAAAUUAUCAAGAUUCCAAAGAUCAGGAUUAAGCUAUUCAAGACAAAAGGGGAACCGAAGAGCCACCCUGAACAGGAUUCUCUGCCUACCAAACGUCUCAGAGAGACUCGUAUUUCACAGGAUGCUGAGUGUGAGGUUCUAUCCACUUCCCCACCCAAGGAGGCCCUGACAACCACACUGGCCCCUGCUCCCCAGGAGUCCCAGUCCCGUAAACGCCCUCUCAUAGUCAGGGUGUUACGAGCUAUCUCCAGAGCCGUCUCCAAACCAUUCAGAAAAGCUUUUGGGAAGAAGAAUUAGCCAAAUGCCGGAUUUUAUUACUAUUUUAAUCAGAGCCUUUAUUUAAUAAAACAUUACUGCAUUGA